AUGCCCGACGUGCCGAAAUAUGAUGGGACUUCUGACCCUCAGGAGCAUAUCACCACUUAUAUAACGGCGGUGAAGGGAAACGAUUUAGCUCCCCACGAGAUCAAAUCAGUUUUGUUGAAAACUUUCGAAGAGACUCUCACGAGGGGAGCCCCGAAGUGGUAUUCGUUGUUGCCCGAGCAUUCCAUAGACUACUUCAAGAUGCUUGCAGAUUCUUUCAUUGAGGCCCAUGCCAGAGCUAGAAAUGUGCAGGCCCGGAAGACCGAUAUAUUUAGGAUUACACAAGGAGAGCCCGAGUUGCUACGAGAAUUUAUAACCCGGUUCCAGGAGAAAAGGAUGUUGCUCCCGGCCGUUCCGGAUGAAUGGGCAGCUGAAGCAUUCACCAAGGGUUUGAAUCUGAGAAGUUUCGAUGCUUCCCGAAAAUUGAAAGAAAGCUUGCUCGAGUUCCAAGCGACGACUUGGGCAGAUCUCGGCUUCCCAGCGUCGGUUAAAGGUCGAGAGAAGAGUAAAGAGAAAUCAAAUGACGAUUUCGACACAGAUAGACGGUCUUCGAGGAACCAAUUUUUGCCCAAUGAACAGGCCAAAGGACGUGGCAGAGGCUUCCAGUCAGUAGACAGGUUCAUUACCAAUAGAAGAGCUGAUCGCGGCCGGAACAAGAGGUCAUUACAAGAUAAGGAAACAUCAGAGCUGGCGACACUGUUGGAAAAUGGCCAUCUCAGGGAAUUCUUAAAUGACUGGGCCAAAAAUGAUUACGGUCAAAAUCGUGACAACACAGAGCCCUCAAAAGCAGGAGAAAAUCCCCCGCGCCUCACGAUCAACAUGAUUUUUGGGGGCAACGAGAUUAACGGGGUUACCUUCUCGGCGGCAAAAAAGAUGAAGGUAUCAGUAACCCACAGUAAGAGACUCCGGGAAGUCGCUGAAGGCGACAUCACUUUCACGGAGGGAAGACGUAGAUGGAUUGUUGUUGUCGCACAACAACGCAUUAGCAGUUCGGCCAAUAUUAUACAACGGAGGUUAUUGGAACAAUCCAAAUAUACCAGAAGCAUCGUUCCGACCACAAAACUCCUCGUCGGGUUCAACCUAGCAAACGUGACAACCCGAGGAGAGAUUCUGCUGCCCACAAACACCGAGGAAGUGAUGAAGAAGACCCUUUUCGAGGUGGUGGAUGGUGAUAUGGGCUACAAUAUUAUCCUGGGAAGACCAUGGUUAUACGAGAUGAAAGUUGUACCAUCAACGUAUCACCAAUUGUUGAAAUUCCAAACUCCGGGGCUGGGGGGAAUUAAACAGAUAAAAUGUGAUCAACCAGUGGCAAGGGAGAUGAAUGUGAUUUCUGUAUCCAGUAGCAAAGGGAAGGAGCAUACUGCAUAG
This is a messenger RNA of Nicotiana tabacum (common tobacco), 1365 nucleotides long. The record is from RefSeq and is a predicted model, not a curated record. Lineage: Eukaryota; Viridiplantae; Streptophyta; Magnoliopsida; Solanales; Solanaceae.